This is a messenger RNA of Drosophila eugracilis, 897 nucleotides long. RefSeq lists its product as uncharacterized. The coding region runs from base 338 to 871 and encodes 177 amino acids. NCBI's taxonomy places the organism in Eukaryota, Metazoa, Arthropoda, Insecta, Diptera, Drosophilidae. The record is from RefSeq and is a predicted model, not a curated record. The transcript has a single exon.
CGACGACGUCACUUUAGUCCAAAAUAAAAAUGCCCGAAAAACCCGAUGAAAAAUGACUGUAAAAAUAGCGACGAUAAGGUUUUGUUGGGGGACAUGGAAAGUCAUGCUCAUUGCAUGAGUAUAAAAACGAAAGACAAUGGCGACGACAUCAAUCAGUCGAGUCGAGUCGAGUUUUUCAGCAGGAAGCAGCAGCACAUAAAUUUAUUAACGAAUUCAGCUUAUGGCCAAAUGAUGAGAAGCGCGGAAAAAUAGCAGAAUUUUCAUAGCGAUACGAAAAAAGUAAAAAUCAGACAAUUGGACAGUGAGCGAACGAAGUUUGUGUGUGUCAUAAUAAUAAAUGCUCCGCUGGCAGCAGUUCGUGAUGAAAUUAUUUAUGAAAAAUAAAUGGAGUAUUUCCCUCUGGAUGCUGGUCCUGAUGCUGCUGCAGGGUGAGGCCUUCACCUCUGACACAACCACGAAUGCAACAUGCAGACAUGCCACCGACAUGUGGGGAGAUCCGGACCCCAACAUAUUCUACGUAUGCUCUGAUGUCGGACAACCGCUGCAGCUGGAGUGUCCGCCAGGUCGGGGAUUUUUCAGCGGUCUCGGUUAUCUCGGCUGUGUGCCGUACGCCCAAUGGCCAGCCUGCCGGCCCUCGGAGGAGCAGGUGACCACCCAGUUGUCAGCUGGCUGUGACAGGGAUACGGCUACCGUGCCAUCGCCAUGGGCCUCUCCGGAUCCCAAUCAAUUCUACUUGUGCCCCGGGAUAAAUGCCACACCUCUGUUGCUUAACUGUGCCACUGGCAAAGGAUUCGUGGCCAGUUCCGAGGUGGUCGGCUGUACAGAUUGGACGCAAUGGCGCCGCCAGAUGCAAUGCGAGGCCUUCUACUGAUCCAGCUGCAUAUGUAUAUGAACAAG